Molecule: messenger RNA, 3913 nt
Organism: Acomys russatus (golden spiny mouse)
Lineage: Eukaryota; Metazoa; Chordata; Mammalia; Rodentia; Muridae
Gene: Nlgn2
Product: neuroligin 2
Exons: 9
Coding region: 1164-3686 (840 amino acids)
Biological process (GO): neuron cell-cell adhesion; postsynaptic membrane assembly; synaptic vesicle endocytosis
Cellular component (GO): postsynaptic specialization membrane; synapse; cell surface
Molecular function (GO): signaling receptor activity; neurexin family protein binding
Source: RefSeq, a predicted model, not a curated record
UGCGGCUGCUCCGCCGGCGGAUCAUCACUCUCGGGCUGGGAUGGACGCGGGGCGGGCGGGCCCUGGCGCGCAGAGCCAGGAGUCCGGGCCUCCUGGCUGCUGAGCAUUCCCCAAAGCCUCCCCCUAGCCCUUGCCUUCCUUCCUAGGAGCCUCGCCGACCUCUGCCUCGAGGCUCGGGACUCGGCCCCCGCCCUCUUCUGACUCCCCGGAUCUCCCUCUCCCGCCCGCCCUCGGGAUCGACUAGAUCCCUCCCCCCUCCCUCCCUGAGGAUUCCGGCUGGAUCCCUGCCCCUGCACCGCGGAUUCUGCGCUCCGGGGCCCUGGGCCCCUGGGGAUUGCCGUGGACUCCUCCUCCAGCACCCGAUCCCUUAGGAUCUUCCGCCUGGACCACCUCCUGGUCCCCAGAAGCCGGCCCAGAGAGCCAGUGGAUCUCCAAUCCAGUCCCGUCCCGUGGCUCCCUCCUGGCUCAGCCUUCCCCACUGCGGGGUUCCCUGUACUUGAGCUCCCUCUGACCCCAUACCCCGGCUUUCCUUUUCCUGGGGAUCGACUGGAUCCCGGCCCCGCCCCCCGGGGCUGGGGCGAUCCCCCUCCCCCGCCGGGUGAGGCGCUGCAGGCGGGGGCUGGGCCUGCGGGGCCGCGGGGGCUCAGAGGCCGCCGCCCCCCUUCUGAAGCCCGUCCGCCCCCUACUCGGAGCCCUGGAUGGAGGCACCACGGCCCCAGGGCUGAUCCAGGGAAGUGGGGACUGAGACUUCUAAGUCCCUAGGGAGAGCCUGCCUGGGAGGGAUAGAGGCAGGAAAAGGGGCUCCCUGAGUCUAGGAAGCUGACCCUCCCUCCUCUGACCCUGCCCUGGACACUCAACCACGUCUGCCUCCACCCCCAGCUUGGGUCUCUGCGGAGGGGAAGAGCGCAGUUGGGGGAAGGGGGUCGGGGCUGCCUGCACCUUCUUCUGCCUCCUUCCCCUUCCCCACCCCUUACCCCCUCCAUGGAGAGAAAUAGACUCCUCUGCUGUCCCUUCUAACCCAGGUCCCUACCCGUCCCCCUCCUCCUUCCUUUGCCCCGCCCCCUCCUCCCUCCUGGGGCGAGGGGGGCCUCCCUCCCUCUCCCCCCCUUCUCUCUCUCUCCGAGGGGGGGGCCAGGGGAGGGAGGGGGGGUCCCCCAAUCAGCAUGUGGCUCCUGGCGUUGUGUCUGGUGGGGCUGGCUGGGGCUCAACGGGGAGGAGGGGGUCCCGGCGGCGGUGGCGGCGGCGGCGCCCCGGGCGGCCCAGGCCCGGGCCUCGGCAGCCUCGGGGAGGAGCGCUUCCCGGUGGUGAACACAGCCUACGGGCGAGUGCGCGGUGUGCGGCGCGAGCUCAACAACGAGAUCCUGGGCCCGGUCGUGCAGUUCUUGGGCGUGCCCUACGCCACGCCGCCCUUGGGCGCCCGCCGCUUCCAGCCGCCUGAGGCACCGGCCUCGUGGCCCGGCGUGCGCAACGCCACCACCCUGCCGCCCGCCUGCCCGCAGAACCUGCACGGGGCCCUGCCGGCCAUCAUGCUGCCUGUGUGGUUCACCGACAACUUGGAGGCGGCUGCCACCUACGUGCAGAACCAGAGCGAGGACUGCCUGUACCUCAACCUCUACGUGCCCACUGAGGACGGUCCGCUUACAAAAAAACGUGACGAGGCGACGCUCAAUCCGCCAGACACAGAUAUCCGGGACUCUGGGAAGAAGCCAGUGAUGCUCUUCCUUCACGGAGGCUCCUACAUGGAAGGCACCGGGAACAUGUUUGACGGCUCGGUCCUGGCCGCCUAUGGCAAUGUCAUCGUAGCCACGCUCAACUACCGUCUUGGGGUGCUCGGCUUUCUCAGCACUGGUGAUCAGGCUGCAAAAGGCAACUAUGGGCUCCUGGACCAGAUCCAGGCCCUGCGCUGGCUCAGUGAAAACAUUGCCCACUUUGGAGGUGACCCUGAACGCAUCACCAUCUUUGGGUCCGGCGCAGGGGCCUCCUGUGUCAACCUGCUGAUCCUCUCCCACCAUUCAGAAGGACUGUUCCAGAAGGCCAUUGCUCAGAGUGGCACCGCCAUCUCCAGCUGGUCUGUCAACUACCAGCCGCUCAAGUACACGCGGCUGCUGGCAGCCAAAGUGGGCUGUGACAGGGAGGACAGCACUGAGGCUGUGGAGUGUCUGCGCCGGAAAUCUUCCCGGGAGCUAGUGGAUCAGGAUGUACAGCCUGCCCGCUACCACAUUGCCUUCGGGCCCGUGGUGGACGGCGACGUGGUCCCCGACGACCCCGAGAUCCUCAUGCAACAGGGAGAGUUCCUCAACUACGACAUGCUCAUUGGUGUCAACCAAGGGGAGGGCCUCAAGUUCGUGGAGGACUCCGCAGAGAGCGAGGAUGGCGUGUCCGCCAGCGCCUUCGACUUCACCGUCUCCAAUUUUGUGGACAACUUGUACGGGUACCCAGAGGGCAAGGACGUGCUCCGAGAGACCAUCAAGUUCAUGUACACAGACUGGGCCGACCGGGACAACGGCGAGAUGCGGCGGAAGACCCUGCUGGCGCUCUUCACUGACCACCAGUGGGUGGCCCCGGCUGUGGCCACUGCCAAGCUGCACGCCGACUACCAGUCGCCUGUCUACUUCUACACUUUCUACCACCACUGCCAGGCCGAGGGCCGGCCGGAGUGGGCAGAUGCCGCGCACGGGGAUGAGCUGCCCUACGUCUUCGGUGUGCCCAUGGUGGGGGCCACCGACCUCUUCCCCUGCAACUUCUCCAAGAAUGACGUCAUGCUCAGCGCUGUGGUCAUGACCUACUGGACCAACUUCGCCAAGACUGGUGACCCCAACCAGCCUGUGCCACAGGACACCAAGUUCAUCCACACCAAGCCCAACCGCUUUGAAGAGGUGGUGUGGAGCAAGUUCAACAGCAAGGAAAAGCAGUACCUGCACAUAGGCUUGAAACCGCGCGUGCGCGACAACUACCGUGCCAACAAGGUGGCCUUCUGGCUGGAGCUCGUGCCCCACCUGCACAACCUGCACACAGAGCUCUUCACCACCACCACUCGGCUGCCUCCCUAUGCCACGCGCUGGCCACCCCGCACCCCCGGGCCCGGCACUUCAGGCACACGCCGCCCUCCCCCGCCUGCCACUCUGCCACCUGAGUCUGAUAUUGACCCAGGCCCAAGGGCCUAUGACCGCUUCCCCGGUGACUCGAGGGACUACUCCACGGAGUUAAGCGUCACUGUGGCAGUGGGUGCCUCCCUCCUCUUCCUCAACAUCCUUGCCUUUGCCGCCCUCUACUACAAGCGGGACCGGCGACAGGAGCUGCGGUGCAGGCGGCUUAGCCCGCCAGGAGGCUCAGGCUCAGGGGUGCCUGGUGGGGGCCCCCUGCUUCCCACUGCCGGCCGCGAGCUACCUCCAGAGGAGGAGCUCGUAUCACUGCAGCUGAAGCGGGGUGGUGGUGUUGGGGCAGACCCUGCCGAGGCCCUGCGCCCCGCCUGCCCACCCGACUAUACCCUGGCCUUGCGCCGGGCACCGGACGACGUGCCUCUCUUGGCCCCGGGGGCCCUAACCCUGCUGCCCAGUGGCCUAGGGCCCCCCCCCCCCCCCCCCCCCCCUUCUCUCCACCCCUUUGGGCCCUUCCCACCACCUCCCCCGACCGCUACCAGCCACAACAACACGCUACCCCAUCCCCACUCCACCACUCGGGUAUAGGGGGCGGCUUGGGGAGGUCUACCUCCCUAGCCCUCCCCAGCCCAGGCCACUUGAAGGUAGGGAGGAGGACUUGGCACCGGGCUUUCCCCCUGUGGACUUGUCGAACGUCGUGGAGCAGCGUUAAAGGUGGACACGGGAUUCCUCAGUGGGAUGCGAGAUUUUCCCAUGCAUAGAGGCCCAGUCUCUCCUCUGGACCUGGGCCUUGGAACACCUGGGGGGUGGUUUUU